Lethenteron reissneri (Far Eastern brook lamprey) is the source of this 2520-nucleotide messenger RNA. Its product is annotated as interferon-induced protein 44-like. The record is from RefSeq and is a predicted model, not a curated record. NCBI's taxonomy places the organism in Eukaryota, Metazoa, Chordata, Hyperoartia, Petromyzontiformes, Petromyzontidae. Gene Ontology annotation, molecular function: GTP binding.
UACGCAGCUGGUUGCAACAGCUUCACCAAGUGUCCGCUAUUUCUGACGCUAGAAUUGGCUGCAGCAUCUUAGUAGUAACCGAAUCACCUCAUUUGUAUUCCUACGUUGACAACAAGUCUACAAUUCUAUUACUUUUCCAUAAACUGGUUCAAAGGUAGCAGUCUAUUUUAUAUUCUUACUUGAAGCUCAAUACGGACUCUGCAAGGAUCAGACUGCAUUUUAGCAAUGGGAAACAAUCUAAUGAAAAAGCCCUGGCGUGAUGUGGAAUUCUCAACCAGAAACAUGGAUGAUUUGAAGAACAAGCUAAUUAACUAUGAAUCCCCAAAUCAAGGCAUUCCUGCCAACAUCUUGCUGCUGGGAAGGUCUGGCCAUGGAAAGUCAAGCUUCAUCAAUACUUGUGAAACAGCAUUAAGUGAUCGAAUUAGAUCACGUGCAGUAACGGCUUCGAGUACGGGUUCAAGUACAACUCAACAUUUUCUAAAGUAUCAACUUACAUCGUUUCAAAACCAAAAAGAAACACCAAUUAACGUAAAUGUCAUGGACACCAUCGGAUGGGAACCUCAAACAUUCACAUUUGAAAUGUUUAACAAGAUUCUCAAUGGUCAGAUUGAAGAUAAACAAAGUUUUUCUGACAAGACAGAAAUAACGUCUGAACCAAGGAACAAGGUGCAUUGCGUGGCCUACGUUGCUGAUAUGGAUCAAUUUCAAAAUAUGGAAUUAGAUGACUUGGAUAGUUUCAAGAGAUUUGGGAGGUAUGCACGUCAAAAAGAAAAUAUCAACACGUUCGUUAUAAUCACCAAAGUAGAUGCGUGUUUACCUGAGGGAACAUCAAUUAGUGACAUCUACAAAGUGAAGAACAUUGAGACGAGGAUGAAAGAAAUAUGUUCAGCUUUAGAAUGCGAUGAGAAGUUCGUCUUCCCAAUGAUAAACUAUCGCGACUGCAUGAACGUGGACACCAAUACAAAUAUCCUCGCCUUGUCCCUCAUUAGUGCACUCGUUGACGCCGCCUCUGAUUUCAUAUACAAUAAUAAAAAAAAAGCAGCAAAUGAAAUGAAGCACACUCCCACUCCAAAUUAGUCUCUCACCCUUACUUUCUUCCAUUAUUUUUUCCAUAUAUUUUUUUCUAUUCCACUGCACCCACCCCUAUUCUCUCGCCUCUGUCCCACUCCCAGACCCACAGUCCUCUUUCUCCUAUGACCCUCAAUUCCUGACCAGGCACCCACGUUUUGCUUUCUCUAUGCACACCUAACCCCAUCUCUCCUCCAGCCCUACGCGGUGCUCCUCAUUCAGCUCAUCUAUCUGGCAUCAGACACUCUGCCCCUACCACCCUUCACCUACCCUCAUCCAUGCCCAUUUUACUACUUCAUGCAUGUGCUACAUACCCCGCUGCCUCUCAUCCACGUUGCACAUAUCAGACGCUCUCACCAUCACAUUCUACCUUAUUCUCACUUACCUACACCAGAAACAUCAGCUCCAUUCCCAGCCCCUGUCCCACCAUACAUUCCAUCACCUCCCUCACUGACAGCUGCUCUACCCCACUCGUUACUCCAUUUACCCCGUGUGUACCUCCGUCGGCUUGCAUUGUAAAGCGCCCUGGAAAGGGUUCUGCCAUAUACAUACUUCUUAGAAUAGAAUGUUCUACUGUGCUAAGAAGCAGAAUGCUAUGCAGUGGAUUUAGAAAAUGUCGAAAUGAAAUGUGUUAAAAAAUUGCUCGGAUAUUACUAUGCAUCUCGAUGAGAGCUUCUAGAAUCAAUUGGUGUAACCACCUGUUGAUUUACAUGUGACUUGGAAACGUCUGACGAUAAUGAAUAGUAAUCUACAGUUUCAGUGUUCAAAGAUGUCACUUGAAGCCUACUGCAUGCGAAUUAGGAUUUAUAAUUAUGGGAUGUACCCUUUUUUCCUGGUGAGAUGUGGUUAUUUUGAGGGCUCCCUCCACUGCAAAAAAAAAUCUAGAAUCAACUCACUGUUGCUUCUGAAUAUAUUGUAUCUUCAAUUCGAAUUAUAACUAAUCUGUAUCGUUGAGGUAUGGGUUUAAUGUCUUAAGGAGAUGUGACGAUGGCGUGAAUCUGCGUAACUCCACGUCGGCCCUCAACGAACGUACGUUAGCGCCACCACCAUUAUUGUGAAUAAGCAAAUAAUAUUCUGCUAGUUUGUUGGUGUACUUACAACAACAUUACGGCAUUACUGUGGUAUUUGUUACUGAUAGAGUAAUUGAUUACUACAAUAAUUAAAAUAACUGUGGGUGAUUGGUAAUUGAUUGUGUGCUCUGCACACGAUGACAAAAUAGCACCUGGAUAUAGCUUUAGAAUUGACAGUCUGCAUGUGCAAAUUAACUGUUGUCACUGUGUAACUAGUAGUCGCCGCCCGCUUCGCGGGCGGUGUGUAUAUACUUGGUUGGUGGGGAGUUGAAAGUGGCUGGACACAAUAUACAUGUUUUGGUGAUUGUUUUAUGUUUAUUUUUGUGAGGUUAUAUGCAUUUUUAUGAGACGCUCAAUCGACAAUAUUAAAGAAUGCAAGUUA